Messenger RNA from Paecilomyces variotii, 7517 nucleotides. RefSeq names its product putative pre-mRNA splicing factor. The transcript has a single exon. Gene Ontology annotation, biological process: spliceosomal tri-snRNP complex assembly; mRNA splicing, via spliceosome. Gene Ontology annotation, cellular component: catalytic step 2 spliceosome; U5 snRNP. The record is from RefSeq and is a predicted model, not a curated record. Gene Ontology annotation, molecular function: U6 snRNA binding; protein binding; U2 snRNA binding. Lineage: Eukaryota; Fungi; Ascomycota; Eurotiomycetes; Eurotiales; Thermoascaceae. Bases 237 to 7301 code for a protein of 2354 amino acids.
CAGGAAGAGACAAUCUUCAUCACCUCUCGCCAGAAGGGGGAUCUUCCAGGAGUCGAGUUGUCAUUUUUUUAGAUUUCAACUUCAUCUCUAUCCCGCGAUCCUUUCAUACCUUGUGUCGCUUCGAUACUCGUCGUGCGAUAGCUUUGAGGUUCCAUGCAGAGAUCGACGUGAAGUGACGCGACUCGACUUGACAUAUAGGCGUACAAAGAGAGGCUGUUCCAUCAACCAUCGCCAACAUGGCGUCUCUGCCCCCUCCUCCGCCUCCUGGAUGGGGAGCAGCUCCUCCUUCAAUGCCUCUGGCGCCUCCGCCGCCCGGAUAUCAGCCGCCAGCCGAUCCGAAGGUUGCGAAGUUUGCACAGAAGAAGAAUGAGUGGCUACGAUCGCAACGUAACCGGUUCGGAGAGAAGAGGAAAGGUGGCUUCGUCGAGACACAGAAGGCUGAUAUGCCACCGGAGCAUCUGCGGAAGAUUGUGAAAGAUAUCGGCGAUGUGUCGCAGAAGAAAUUCAGCAGCGACAAGCGCAGCUAUCUAGGUGCGCUGAAGUUCAUGCCUCAUGCGGUUCUGAAGCUGCUGGAGAAUAUGCCUAUGCCUUGGGAGUCUGCUAGGGAGGUCAAGGUCCUCUAUCAUGUCAACGGAUGUUUGACUUUGGUCAACGAGACUCCCAGGGUUAUCGAACCUGUCUUCCACGCCCAAUGGGCUACGAUGUGGGUGUGCAUGAGAAGAGAAAAGAGUGACAGGAGACAUUUCAAAAGAAUGCGCUUUCCGCCCUUUGAUGACGAGGAACCGCCACUCUCUUGGUCGGAAAACAUUGAGGAUGUUGAACCCUUGGAGCCAAUCCAGAUGGAACUCGAUGAGGAGGAGGAUGCCCCAGUCAUCGAAUGGUUCUACGAUCAGCGGCCGCUUCUCGACACGCCCCAUGUUAAUGGGCCCAGUUAUAAGAAGUGGAACUUGACACUACCCCAAAUGGCGACCCUUUAUCGUCUAAGUCACCAGCUAUUGAGUGAUGUGGUUGAUAAGAAUUAUUUCCACAUGUUCGACCUCAACAGUUUCCUUACUGCCAAAGCCCUCAAUGUCGCCAUUCCCGGAGGCCCGCGAUUCGAGCCCUUGUACAAGGAUAUUGAUCCUAAUGAUGAGGAUUUCGGCGAGUUCAAUGCUAUUGACCGCAUCAUCUUCCGUGCCCCGAUUAGAACGGAAUACAGGGUCGCCUUCCCAUAUCUCUAUAACUCCCUACCAAGAAGCGUAAAGCUCUCUUGGUACUCUUACCCUCAGGUCGCCUAUGUACGUUCUGAGGAUCCUAAUCUCCCAGCCUUCUAUUUUGAUCCUGUCAUCAACCCUAUUUCCUCCCGGUCUGUUGCACCCAAGAAUAUAACUGUCAGUCAUGAGGAUACGAUAUUCGGCCCGGGUAACAAUGAAGAUGAUAGCUUCGAGCUUCCAGGAGAAGUCGAGCCUUUCCUCGCCGAUGAAGAGCUUUAUACAAGCGACACGGCAUCGGCUAUCGCUCUUUGGUGGGCUCCAUACCCCUUCGACCGCCGCUCAGGCCGGAUGGUUCGGGCGCAGGAUGUGCCAUUGGUGAAGCAGUGGUAUCUGGAACAUUGUCCUCAAGGGCAGCCGGUCAAAGUCCGAGUGUCUUACCAGAAAUUGCUGAAGACCUACGUCCUUAAUGAGCUUCACAAGAAGAAACCCAAGGCGCAGAACAAGCAGAAUCUGCUCAGGACUUUAAAGUCCACGAAGUUCUUCCAGCAGACGACGAUCGACUGGGUUGAGGCAGGUCUUCAGGUCUGUCGACAGGGUUUCAAUAUGCUUAAUUUGUUGAUCCACCGCAAGAACUUGACUUAUCUACAUCUCGAUUACAACUUCAACCUGAAACCCGUGAAGACCCUUACGACCAAAGAACGCAAGAAGUCUCGUUUCGGAAAUGCCUUCCAUUUGAUGAGGGAAAUUCUUCGUCUUACGAAAUUGAUUGUCGAUGCCCAGGUUCAAUACCGCCUAGGAAACAUCGAUGCUUUCCAACUUGCCGAUGGAAUUCUCUAUGCUUUCAACCAUGUUGGACAGCUGACUGGUAUGUACCGCUACAAAUAUAAGUUGAUGCAUCAGAUUCGAUCGUGCAAGGAUCUGAAGCACUUGAUUUAUUACCGGUUCAACUCCGGCCCCGUCGGAAAGGGCCCCGGUUGUGGUUUCUGGGCCCCGGCUUGGCGGGUAUGGCUGUUCUUCAUGCGAGGUAUCAUACCACUUCUGGAGCGAUGGCUUGGAAACUUGCUCUCUCGUCAGUUUGAGGGUCGUCACAGUAAAGGUGUUGCGAAGACGGUGACUAAGCAGCGUGUCGAGUCACACUUCGACUUGGAGUUGAGGGCCUCGGUCAUGGCCGAUCUUAUGGACAUGAUGCCCGAGGGUAUCAAACAGAACAAAGUGAACACUGUUCUGCAGCAUCUCUCGGAAGCAUGGAGGUGCUGGAAGAGUAAUAUUCCUUGGAAGGUUCCUGGAUUGCCGGCACCCAUUGAGAAUAUUAUCCUUCGUUAUGUCAAGGCGAAGGCGGAUUGGUGGAUCUCAGUUGCCCACUAUAACCGUGAGAGAAUUCGCCGAGGAGCUACUGUUGACAAGACUGUUGCGAAGAAGAACCUAGGUCGCCUCACUCGUUUGUACCUAAAGGCGGAACAAGAGCGACAGCACAACUAUCUGAAGGACGGCCCUUAUGUUUCGUCUGAGGAAGCUGUCGCUAUUUACACUACGACUGUUCACUGGCUCGAGUCCAGGAAGUUCUCGCCGAUCCCUUUCCCUAGUGUUUCUUACAAACACGACACGAAGAUUUUGAUCCUUGCCCUCGAGCGUCUGCGUGAGGCGUACUCGGUGAAGGGUAGGUUGAAUCAGAGUCAGCGUGAAGAGCUUGCUCUCAUUGAGCAAGCUUACGACUCUCCGGGAACUACCUUGGCAAGAAUUAAGAGAUUCCUUCUUACCCAGAGAGCUUUCAAGGAAGUUGGUAUCGACAUGAACGACAACUACAGCAGUAUCAACCCAGUGUAUGAUGUCGAGCCUAUCGAAAAGAUCACUGAUGCUUACUUGGACCAGUAUCUCUGGUACCAGGCAGAGCAGCGUCAUCUUUUCCCAGCCUGGAUCAAACCUUCUGAUUCCGAGGUCCCUCCCCUUUUGGUGUACAAGUGGGCUCAAGGAAUCAACAAUUUGUCAAACGUCUGGGAGACGGCUGAUGGCGAGACCAAUGUCAUGAUCGAAACCGAAUUAUCAAAGGUCUAUGAGAAGAUCGAUCUUACCCUGUUGAACCGCCUUCUCCGUCUUAUCAUGGAUCACAAUCUGGCAGACUAUAUCACGUCCAAGAACAAUGUUCAGCUCAAUUACAAGGACAUGAAUCAUACCAACAGCUAUGGUCUCAUCCGUGGUCUGCAGUUCUCGGGCUUCGUCUUCCAGUACUAUGGCUUGGUCAUCGAUCUGCUGCUGCUCGGAUUACAACGAGCUAGUGAGAUUGCUGGUCCACCCCAGAGUCCUAACGAUUUCUUGCAGUUCAGGGACCGCGCAACUGAGACGAAGCAUCCCAUCCGUUUGUACACUCGUUAUAUCGACAAGAUCUGGGUGUUCUUCAGAUUCAGCGCAGAUGAAUCCAGGGAUCUUAUCCAGCGCUUCUUGACCGAGCAGCCUGAUCCCAAUUUCGAAAAUGUUAUUGGCUACAAAAAUAAGAAGUGCUGGCCUCGUGAUUCGAGAAUGCGCCUCAUGCGACACGACGUCAACCUUGGUCGCGCAGUCUUCUGGGAUCUAAAGAACCGCCUACCUAGAUCCAUCACUACCAUCGAGUGGGAUGACACUUUCGCCAGUGUCUAUAGCAAGGAUAACCCGAAUCUUCUGUUCUCGAUGUGUGGUUUUGAAGUCCGCAUCCUCCCGAAGAUCCGUAAUCAGAAUGAUGAGUUCCCGGUCAAGGACAGUGUGUGGUCUCUAGUCGAUAACACGACCAAAGAACGUACUGCCCACGCAUUCCUUCAGGUCACUGAAGAAGACAUCCAGAAAUUCAACAACCGUAUUCGACAGAUUCUUAUGUCUUCUGGAUCUACGACCUUCACCAAGAUAGCUAACAAGUGGAACACCGCUCUGAUCGCACUUUUCACCUACUACCGAGAGGCUGCCGUGUCCACUGUCAACCUCCUCGAUACUAUUGUCAAGUGCGAGACGAAGAUCCAGACUCGUGUGAAAAUUGGACUCAACUCCAAGAUGCCUUCGCGAUUCCCUCCUGCCGUGUUCUACACUCCUAAGGAACUUGGAGGUCUUGGUAUGAUUUCUGGUUCUCAUAUCCUUAUUCCGGCCAGCGACAAGCGCUGGUCGAAGCAGACAGAUACCGGCGUUACCCACUACCGAGCCGGUAUGUCGCAUGAUGAGGAGACGCUUAUUCCUAACAUCUUCCGUUAUAUCAUUCCGUGGGAGGCAGAGUUUAUCGACUCUCAGCGUGUCUGGAUGGAAUAUUCUCAGAAGCGCCAGGAAGCGAACCAGCAGAACAGGCGUUUGACGCUUGAAGAUUUGGAAGAUAGCUGGGACCGUGGUCUUCCACGUAUCAACACUCUGUUCCAGAAAGACCGCAGCACACUCAGUUUCGACAAGGGUUUCAGAGCUAGAACCGAGUUCAAGCAAUAUCAGCUGAUGAAGAGCAAUCCGUUCUGGUGGACAAGCCAGAGACAUGAUGGCAAGCUCUGGAACUUGAACGCUUACCGCACGGAUGUCAUCCAAGCCCUCGGUGGUGUAGAGACUAUCUUGGAACACACCCUAUUCAAGGCUACUGCAUUCCCGUCUUGGGAAGGAUUGUUCUGGGAGAGGGCGUCCGGUUUCGAAGAAUCAAUGAAGUUCAAGAAACUGACCAACGCUCAGAGAUCAGGUCUUAACCAGAUCCCCAAUCGUCGCUUCACCCUCUGGUGGUCGCCGACGAUCAAUCGUGCCAAUGUGUACGUUGGUUUCCAAGUGCAGCUCGACCUCACUGGUAUCUUCUUGCAUGGCAAGAUCCCCACACUGAAGAUUUCUCUGAUCCAAAUCUUCCGAGCUCAUUUGUGGCAGAAGAUCCACGAAUCGGUUGUCAUGGAUCUGUGUCAGGUGUUCGAUCAGGAAUUGGAACAACUCGGUAUAGAAGCUGUCCAAAAGGAGACCAUCCAUCCUCGUAAGUCGUACAAGAUGAAUAGUUCUUGUGCGGAUAUUCUGCUUUUCGCGACAAACAAGUGGAAUGUUACGAGACCGUCCCUGUUGUUCGACACGAAGGAUGUUAUCGAGCCCACAACCACCAACAAGUUCUGGGUUGAUGUGCAGCUAAGAUACGGUGAUUAUGACUCUCACGACAUCGAGCGCUAUGUUCGCGCGAAAUAUCUCGACUACACCACGGACAGUAUGAGCAUUUAUCCUUCGCCUACUGGUCUGAUGAUCGGCAUCGAUCUUGCCUACAACCUUUAUUCCGCUUAUGGACAAUACUUCCCUGGUCUCAAGGCUCUGAUUCAGCAGGCGAUGGCCAAGAUCAUGAAAGCGAAUCCAGCUCUAUAUGUCUUGAGGGAACGUAUCCGAAAGGGUCUUCAGCUCUAUGCCUCCGAGAGCAACCAGGAGUUCCUCAACUCUCAAAAUUACUCGGAGCUCUUUAGUCCCCAGAUUCAGCUGUUCAUCGAUGAUACCAAUGUCUACCGUGUAACAAUUCACAAGACAUUCGAAGGAAAUUUGACAACGAAGCCCAUUAACGGCGCUAUCUUCAUCUUCAAUCCUCGAACUGGUCAACUCUUCCUAAAGAUCAUCCACACUAGUGUCUGGGCUGGACAGAAGCGUCUUGGUCAGCUUGCUAAGUGGAAGACAGCUGAAGAAGUUGCGGCUCUUAUCCGUUCUUUGCCUGUCGAGGAACAACCUAAGCAGCUGAUUGUCACCCGGAAGGGUCUCCUUGAUCCUCUCGAGGUCCAUCUUCUGGAUUUCCCUAACAUCUCCAUUCGUGCCUCGGAAUUGCAGCUUCCUUUCCAGGCAGCGAUGAAGGUCGAAAAGCUCGCUGACAUGAUUCUUCGCGCGACUGAGCCUCAGAUGGUUCUUUUCAAUCUGUACGACGAAUGGCUCAAGUCUAUCUCACCAUACACGGCCUUCUCGAGAUUGAUCCUCAUCCUUCGUGCUUUGCAUGUGAACCCUGACAAGACCAAGAUUAUCCUCCGGCCCGACAAAACUGUCAUUACGCAGGAACACCACAUCUGGCCGACAUUGUCCGAUGAGGACUGGAUCAAGGUCGAAGUUCAGCUGCGUGAUCUGAUCCUCAACGAUUAUGGCAAGAAGAACAACGUCAAUGUCCAGAGUUUGACAAGCAGUGAAGUCAGGGAUAUUAUCCUUGGUAUGGAAAUUAGCGCGCCGUCUCUACAGCGCCAGCAGGCUGCGGAGAUCGAAAAGCAAGAACAGGAACAGAAGCAACUCACUGCUGUCACCACAAAGACACAGAAUGUCCGUGGCGAGGAAAUCAUCGUUACGACGACCUCUCAGUAUGAGCAGCAGUCGUUUGCUUCCAAGACGGAAUGGCGCACUCGUGCCAUUGCUACUUCUAAUCUUCGGACUCGUUCCAACAACAUCUAUAUCUCUUCUGAUGACGUUCGAGAAGAUGGAUUGUAUACAUACGUCAUGCCUAAGAACAUACUCAAGCGGUUCAUCACGAUCGCUGAUCUUCGGGUUCAAGUAGCAGGCUAUCUCUAUGGUACCUCGCCACCAGACAACGACCAAGUCAAGGAAGUGCGCACCAUUGUCAUGAUUCCACAAGUUGGUAAUACGCGCGAUGUUCAGCUACCGCAGCAGCUGCCCCAGCACGAUUACCUCAAGAAUAUGGAGCCUCUUGGAAUCAUCCACACAGUGUCUGGAAAUGAGCCCCCCUACAUGACCGCUAUGGAUGUUACCCAGCAUGCUCAUCUCAUGAACGCGCAUCCUUCUUGGGACAAGAAGACCGUAACGAUGGCCGUUUCGUUCACCCCCGGAUCCGUGUCUCUCUCCGCCUGGGCUCUCACGCCUGAAGGUUACAAGUGGGGCGCUGAGAAUAAGGAUACUACUUCGGAUCAGCCACAAGGGUUCUCUACGAGCAUGGGCCAGAAGUGUCAGCUCCUUCUCAGUGACAAGAUCCGUGGUUACUUCCUUGUCCCAGAAGACAAUGUUUGGAACUACAGCUUCAUGGGUAGCGCAUUCGGAAGUGUGGAGAAGAGACCGAUCUACGUCAAGAUAGAUACCCCGCUGCGUUUCUAUGAUGACCAGCAUCGUCCUUUGCAUUUCCAGAACUUUGCUGAGUUGGAGGAUAUUUGGGUCGACCGGACUGACAACUUUGCAUGAUAUAUUAUAAUUCUGGUCUGUUUGUGUUUUCUAUUACGGAUUACUCAGUGGCGUUUCCUUCAUAAUUUGGUGAUAUCGAAUACUCGUCUGAUGGGCAAAUGACUGUUUGGUUUGGAGGGAGUCAAGAACAAGUCUUUUGUACUUUUCUCUUUUUUCACGAAAGCCGGUUCUUGUAAAGUAGCCAUAUAUCAUGUAGCACGAAAAAAAUCAGCAUCU